ACUCUCUGUACAUCAAUCAUUAUUAUUACUUUUCUUUCUCUUCGUGUCCAUUCAAUCAAGAAAAUACGGAGAGUACGGAGAACCAAUCAACCACUUUUGUUUUGAUCAUCUUUGAUACCUUGCCUCCGUACCGAGUACGUCGCAAAAGUACUCGUACGUCUCCCAGUCGUUGACGUACUCUACGAGUACCAAAGUAGUCUUCUAUUGUCUAUCCAUAUUUCACCCUCGAAUUCCCUCGUCCUCAUUAAUACUGCACUGCCACCACCCAGCACCUACCCACCACUAUUUUAACCUCCAACGUCCGUGCAGAAAAAGGGAACCCAAGCGAAAACGUCACUUUCCCGAAUGACAGAGCACCUAUUGUACCAAUCUAUUUCUGAUAACGAAACAGCACGGUUCACUCUUUGAGGUAACGAUACGGGGUUGCAGAGAGAGAGUGUGUGUGCACCUAAAAUAUCUACUCACCUGUCCUACCUCUUUUACUACAAACCAAAACGAGUUACCACCUGAUCGACGACCUUUUACAACAACCACAACAUCACCCUCUCCUUUCUGCGGUCCUUUCUUUGAACCUUGCCGGCCCAUAGCCUAUUCGAGUACGAAAAACGAUCGAUAUCCUCUUGUCUAAAGGGUUGAAAAGAGACGCAAAACAUGGACGGUUCAAGAGUAGUCUCUAGACAAGUCACAAACAACAACAACGACGACAAUUUCGACAAUGGAUAUUGGUGGUACAGUUCGACCGCCUACGCGAUCAAAUGGGCCAUCAUAGCCGCGAUUCUGGUUGCCUUUUUUCUGUUUUUCCUACUGGGAUACUUACACGCCCGUCGUCGCAUGAGUAAAGGACAACCUCCGUUGGCGUACCAUCGAUGGCUGGUACCUCGGACUCAAAGACUAGCCUUCGCACAGAGGUACCCUCAAUACGCGGCGCAGACGGGAGUUUAUCAGAUGCCACCGAGGCCAAUGUAUCACCCUUACGGACCCGGCCAACAGGGAUAUCAAAUGGGUGUUUAUGGUCCACCACCACCUGCCUACCACGAACCGGAUUACGUCCCGGCAUAUGCACCACCCUCUGGAAACAAGGUCGAUCCAGAUCAAAAUAGACAGUACGCUCCACCUUCUGGACCUCCUCCGCCACAAGGCGGACCGAGUCAACCUCCCCCUGCUGCCGUGAUGACGGGUGGUGCCGGGUCAUUUGGGAGAUGAAGGACAACCGGAGAGAAGGUGACGGAGGACAAAGGAACAUGGACGAGGGGACAGACAAUUUUGUUGAAUGGGUAUCCCAAGACCACACUGCUUUCACGUGCCUCUCGGGAUGAGCAGCAUGACGCAAACGAACACGCAAACAUAAACCUCAAAAGGGGAGGCGCGACAAGCCGGACUCGGAGUCUGGUCUUUUUUGCCUUGGAACAUGCCACAAAAAAGCGUCAACCACGACGCGGGGUUGACUGGGUUACUCGCGACAACACGAGCAACGUUGUGGAAAGGUCACUUGUCGCCCGGCACUGCCAGCAUAAGCAUACGGGUGUGCCUGAUUUGGAAGGUCCCGGCCAGAUGAAGCAGUAUUGUCUUCCAGCCAGGACGUUCAAGCCGGGUCUCUUGACGUGGUUCGUGAGGUUCGACUCCAAUCUCAAGAGGGAUGGUACUGCGUGUGGCUACGUGGAACGAAUAAGGGAAACCGUCUGCCAUGCGCACUAGGUUACCACCUGAUACAGGCCUGGAGGACUACCUACUCUUGCCCCCAGAAAAGUACAGAGUCCAUUUCAGUUCACCCAAACAGAAACACACGCACGCACGCACUGCAUCGGUGCUUUGUACCUUCUCACCAACCCACUUCCGAAAAUGUAUGAUCAGAUGAAUUCGAUAUUGUAUUGGACAAAAAAUGCAACUCGCUUCUAACGCUUCAAGUAAUAAUGUAAAUAUGGG
Messenger RNA from Exophiala oligosperma, 1923 nucleotides. RefSeq lists its product as uncharacterized. Gene Ontology annotation, biological process: vesicle-mediated transport. The coding region runs from base 652 to 1203 and encodes 183 amino acids. The transcript has 3 exons. Gene Ontology annotation, cellular component: intracellular membrane-bounded organelle. Lineage: Eukaryota; Fungi; Ascomycota; Eurotiomycetes; Chaetothyriales; Herpotrichiellaceae. The record is from RefSeq and is a predicted model, not a curated record.